CUUACUUAAAACCUUCUAAUUCUUCUCAGAUAAAAGAGCAAAAAGAAAUGGCUUUCCAUAACCUUCUAUUUGCUUUUUGCUUCUUUUCUUGUGUUCCUUCUCUUUUUCUUGCACAACCUUUUAAAGCUGUGAAUUUGGGAAAUUGGCUUGUCACAGAAGGCUGGAUGAAACCUUCACUAUUUGAUGGCAUCCCCAACAAAGAUCUUUUGGAUGGAACUCAAGUGCAGUUCAAGUCCACAAAGCUGCAAAUGUUUCUUUCCUCAGAAAAGGGAGGCGGAACCAUUCUUGUAGCCAACCGCUCUGCCUCUGGCUGGGAAACUUUCAGAUUGUGGAGGAUCAAUGAGAGAUUUUUCAAUUUGAGAGUGUUUAACUAGCAGUUUGUGGGACUGGAGAGUCAAGGAAACAAAAUAGUAGCAGUUUCUUCCGUAGCGGGAAAGCUAGAAACAUUUCAGAUUAUAAGGAAAAAUGAUGAUCCUAAUCGAGCUCGCCUUCAAGCGUCAAAUGGCCAAUUCCUUCAGGCACAGUCAGAGACACUAGUGACAGCAGAUUAUGGAGGUACUGGUUGGGAAGACAACAAUCCAUCAGUUUUUCUAAUGACAAUUGUCUAUACCUUACGCGGCGAAUAUCAAAUUACAAAUGGUUAUGGUCCUGACAAAGCUCCUCAGGUAUUGCAGGAUCAUUGGAACUCCUACAUUACUGAAGAGGACUUCAGAUUCAUGUCAACCAAUGGCCUUAAUGCUGUUAGAGUUCCUGUCGGAUGGUGGAUAGCUAGUGAUCCUCCACCUAAGCCUUUUGUGGCUGGCUCCUUGAAAGCCUUAGACAAUGCUUUUACAUGGGCAGGGAAAUAUGGAAUUAAAGUAAUAGUUGAUCUACAUGCAAUUCAAGGUUCACAAAAUGGCAAUGACCAUAGCGCAGCAAGAGAUGGAUAUCAGGAAUGGGGGGAUUCUAAUAUUCAGGACACUGUUGCUGUCAUAGACUUCCUUGCUGCAAGAUAUAAAGACAAUCCAAGUCUUGCAGCAAUUGAGUUGAUGAAUGAACCGUUGGCGCCGGCAGUUGGUCUAGACACUCUUAAGAAGUAUUAUAAAGCAGGUUAUGAUGCAGUAAGGAAGCACACUCAAUGUGCAUAUGUGAUCCUUUCAAAUAGAAUAGGACCUGCUGAUCCAAAGGAAUUGCUCUCUUUCGCAAGCACCCUUAAUCGCGUAGUGAUCGAUGUGCAUUACUACAAUCUAUUUUCAGAUAUGUUCUCCAAGUUGAAUGCACAACAGCACAUCGAUUAUAUCUAUAAUCAACGGUCUAGUGAUCUUAGCGUUGUGACUUCUGCAAAUGGUCCUCUCAGUUUUGUUGGUGAAUGGACUGGAGAAUGGGCAUUACAAGGAGCAUCCAUGCAAGAUUACCAAAAUUUUGCUAAAGCCCAACAACAAGUUUAUGGGCGUGCAACUUUUGGAUGGGCUUAUUGGGCUUAUAAGUGUGCGAAGAAUCACUGGAGCCUCAAGUGGAUGAUUGAGAACAACUAUAUUAAGCUUAAUUAGAUUUCCACCAUGCUUGCUUUGUUUAAUACCAAUAAAUUUUAUUGGCCUUUUCUUUUAUUUUUCGCUUUUAAUAAACUCAGAUGUCUUUUUCUG
This is a messenger RNA of Jatropha curcas, 1622 nucleotides long. RefSeq names its product glucan 1,3-beta-glucosidase-like. Gene Ontology annotation, biological process: cell migration; actin filament bundle assembly; polysaccharide catabolic process. Gene Ontology annotation, cellular component: cytoplasm; actin cytoskeleton. The record is from RefSeq and is a predicted model, not a curated record. Gene Ontology annotation, molecular function: actin filament binding; hydrolase activity, hydrolyzing O-glycosyl compounds. NCBI's taxonomy places the organism in Eukaryota, Viridiplantae, Streptophyta, Magnoliopsida, Malpighiales, Euphorbiaceae.